CGGAAAAGAAGGACAGCAACCGGACACAAGUACCGGACCGUACAAUAGACGAGCAAAGGAUCGAUGACUCUUGCUUCCUCAUUAUUGCUCUCCACUUCCGGUUUUCUUCUGGGUUGGCUACUAUUAGUACAACUGUUGGGGCUCUCGAUCGCAACGGCAUGGAGCGCUUUGGUCGAAGACGAAUGGCUAGGCGUCAAACCUCCCAAUGGCACCUCUCAUGCCGCUUCCAUCAACCUUUGGAUGGAGGAGGAGGCAUCCGUUGCAUGGACGUUGGAAAAGUUUGUGGGAAACCUCCCCAACGAUUUGGUGGCAGUGGCAAGAACCAAAACUGUGCUGGAUGACGACGACGACAACGAGUGGAGCGUUGUCCAUCAAGAAGAGCAGCCUUCCGUGUCGGAACAAGUGUCGGUGGGACCUUACCAGGUUUUCUUGUACAACUAUACCAUCGAUGGGUUGCUGGAUGAUACGUUGUACCGAUUUGUCGUCAUGACUAGGGCUGAUGGACUUGUGUGGGUCACCAUCAACACUGAAGCAGGCACAUUGUACAGUAUCAAUGGAAGCUCCAUGGAGGAGGAAGACCCCACCAUUGUGGUUCUACUGUACGUGAACCAGAAUGGAACGGUCCUGCGGGCUGACGAAGAAGAAGAAGACGAAGCCAUGCCAAUCACACAAGACAAUGCUUCCAUGGUGGAUCUUUUUGGGACUUCUUACAACAUUUCGAGUACUACCAGUCUCCGUCUUCGCAACCAAGACAUCACCGGGACCAUUCCCACCGCUAUUGGCCAAUUGACGGCUCUAGACGAAAUCACCCUCAGCUUCAACGCACUGACGGGGACAUUGCCAACCGAAUUGGGCUGUUUGACCAAUUUGGUUUACAUGUCCGUAACCUAUACACAGCUCACAGGAGGAUUGCCCACUGAAAUGGCACAACUGACGCGGCUCCAAACCUUGUAUUUGAGUCGCAAUCAAUUGCAGGGCGUCUUGCCUGGCAGGUCAUUACCACUGUCCGUGGAAACUCUGUGGCUGGAUUACAACCAGUUCACGGGGACUCUUCCCACUGAGCUGGGGACUUUGACGGCAUUGACUUGGUUGGACCUGCACCACAACAACCUUACGGGCUCGCUGGCUCCGGCUCUCGUGCAAUCUCUGACGGCAUUGCACGGACUAAAUCUCAAUUCCAAUCAAUUGACUGGGUCCUGUUUGGUGGCAACAUGGCUCACAGCAUUGACCGAUUUGGGGCUGGGCCAGAACCAAUUCACCGGUGUCCUUCCUUCUCAACUAGCAAUGCUGACGGCCCUCCGUUCCGCAUGGUUCCAUGGCAAUCAAUUUAGCGGCAGCCUUCCUACGGAACUUGGCUUGUGGACCCACAUGACAACUCUUAGUGUCUUUGGCAAUAAACUUUUGGGCAACAUUCCCUCCGAACUGGGCUUGUGGACGGCCGUGGAUCGAUUGGAGCUCUUUGACAAUGCCUUUACGGGAAGCAUUCCAACGGCUAUUUGUGACCUUUCGUUACUUACGUUGUUGCGAGUGGACUGUGACCAACUAUCCUGUGACUGUGUGCCGUGUCGGUGUAUGAAUUAGCUAGCUAUUGAAAGACAGAAAGCAAAGGUCGCAUUUACAGUUAGUUACUUUUAAAACCCAGAUCCAAUCCCCGUUGCGGGUGACCACGAACACCCCUAGUAGC
Messenger RNA from Seminavis robusta, 1684 nucleotides. Lineage: Eukaryota; Bacillariophyta; Bacillariophyceae; Naviculales; Naviculaceae. The record is from the annotation of a GenBank genome assembly.